This is a messenger RNA of Bemisia tabaci, 1178 nucleotides long. RefSeq lists its product as uncharacterized. The record is from RefSeq and is a predicted model, not a curated record. NCBI's taxonomy places the organism in Eukaryota, Metazoa, Arthropoda, Insecta, Hemiptera, Aleyrodidae.
UAUUGACAUAGGUAGUCCCUUACUUCUCAGUUUUACAGUCUUGAAUUUUUAACUAGAGUAAGAGUGCGUCUAUAACGCGUAGGACUACCAAUAAUGUCGAGUCUUCCAACAUGAACAUGAACGCAUCAGCGGUACACGGAACAUAUCUGCUUUCUUCAUGAGUUGUUUCGCGGUCGUGUUAUUUUGCCUCCUAUUGAGCAGGGGCAUGGGAACUAAGAUGACUUACGGUUCCGUUUGCGUUGAUACUGGUGACGUCAUAAAGGUCUCCUACUUCUCCUGCCGUCAAAUAUUUUUGCCUCCGUACCACGCGGCCUUUGCCUUAAACAGACACCACAUCAUGCAUAUUGGAGGUAGAGGAGGCAAACUCCGUCCGCAAAUUGCUUUUGUGCGGAUGUUCCGAAAUCUUUGGACAAAAUUUCCGGUGGAAGUGCUGAAGCCGGACCCGGCCCGAAAGCCGGUCGUGGAGAAAGGGUUGAUAAUCGCUGCGAGGAUGAACAGGCUCUUCGAUGCUCUGCCAUUUCGGCGCCUGACUUGCAACUGCCGGCAUUACACGGACUACUUCGUCUACGGUAAGACUUUCGGCAGCUGGAAGACCUUCGGUGAGGGCUACUGGCCCAUCGACGCUCGCUGCCCCCUCCAUCGCGAGAUCACCAAUGAAACGGACGUCACAGCUCCGCACUUUUACCUCCUGGACAAGUACGGCAAGCCAUACCCUCUCUUGUCGAACUGGACGGACCCUGUCGAAGAGGGAAAGAGGUUAGACGAGAGGGAGAAGGUGAAGAGGAGGUCCAAGGAGAAGUAUGAGAGGUCCAUUAGGGAGUAUGAGGAAGGAUUGAUCAAAAUUACCACCGAAGUCAAGAGGGGUUAGUUCUGUGAUUUGGAUGUUAACUCGUCAAUAAUAUAAAUAAUAAAUACCAUAAAAAUAAGAACUAAUAAUGAACACAAGGAACUUUCUUGGAAAAAUAAGAAUCAUAAUAAUACAUGAAAUCAAAAUUAAAGAGUCAAACAGUAUAAAGAGAAUUUUUAACGGUUCAUUUUUUGGCACCUUCACUCAGUGGCAUACAUGAACCAUUUUUCGUGAGCAUCGAGAAACGCAAAAAGAACUCCUAUAAAUGUUUAAAUUAAAUGUUGAGUAUUUGGGAAGUUAGGAAUCUGAAAUUAUAACUCGUAAUUUAGAU